This is a messenger RNA of Galleria mellonella (greater wax moth), 638 nucleotides long. RefSeq lists its product as uncharacterized. Lineage: Eukaryota; Metazoa; Arthropoda; Insecta; Lepidoptera; Pyralidae. The record is from RefSeq and is a predicted model, not a curated record. The transcript is spliced from 3 exons. The coding region runs from base 183 to 638 and encodes 151 amino acids.
UGGAGAAGGUACUUUUUUGUCGAUCUGUGAAUCCAUUACGGUCACGCGGAAGAAGUUGCGGAAUGUGGAAAACUAGUAUUAAUAACAAUUCACACUGGCAAAUUAAUAAUAGUAAACGCCAAAUAAAUAAUAAAAAAUAAAAUUGAAACAGGAAUCUAGCGCUGUUUUCUAGUUUGUUAACUAUGGAAUUCUUUGGAUUAACUUUGUAUGGACCUCAAAACUACAUAAAAGAUAUUAUGAGAGAAGAAUACCAGGAACCAAAUAAUAAAGAUGAUGUAAACCCCUUAAUGCGAAAAAUUAUUAUGUAUUCUACUAUGCCUAAACAGAUACAAAGACCUGACGUCGAUGCUAUCAGUUUGAUAGAUUGUUAUCUAGGUAGGGUCAAUGGGUUUGCAUAUGGAUCAAUUCAAAGGUUUAUUACAAUGAAAAGAAAAGGUGUCAUCAAACCAGCUGGACCCUCCGACAUGUAUAGAUUUCCACCUACAACAUCAAUGGAGUUUGGAUGGUGGCAACAUGAUCCAGAAAUAACAUUAACUACUUGGCACCAUACUCAUCCAAGAUAUCCACAACCUGCAUCCCCAAAUACUUUAAUCCUUGACAAAGUUAGAAAAAACAAUAAGUAUGCUACAUUGUUUUAG